This is a messenger RNA of Patella vulgata (common limpet), 3206 nucleotides long. Its product is annotated as protein disulfide-isomerase A6 homolog. Lineage: Eukaryota; Metazoa; Mollusca; Gastropoda; Patellidae. Gene Ontology annotation, cellular component: endoplasmic reticulum lumen. The transcript is spliced from 12 exons. Gene Ontology annotation, biological process: response to endoplasmic reticulum stress. The record is from RefSeq and is a predicted model, not a curated record. Bases 150 to 1487 code for a protein of 445 amino acids. Gene Ontology annotation, molecular function: protein-disulfide reductase activity; protein disulfide isomerase activity.
UUGCCGACACGUCAGAUAUAUGUGGUCCAAUGAAAAGCAGCCACGAUUGGGAAGUCCCCGAGCAUUGGGAACGUGUUGUUCACGCUUAUUAUUAAAAUACAAUAACACUUAUAUCUAAUGCUGUAACCUGUGAUUUACAACGAUACAAGAUGAUUGGGGUACAAGUGACCGUGUGUGUCUCGGUAACACUAUUAGUAUCAGCAGUAUCUGCUUUAUAUAGUAGUAGUGAUGAUGUCAUAGAACUCACUCCUUCUAAUUUUAAUCAGAAAGUUAUCAAUGGUGAUGAAUUAUGGCUGGUUGAAUUUUAUGCACCUUGGUGUGGUCAUUGUAAAAGUUUAGCACCAGAAUGGAAGAAAGCUGCUACUGCUCUUAAGGGCGUUGUUAAAAUAGGAGCAGUAGAUGCAGAUCAGCAUAACAGCCUAGGAGGGCAGUAUGGUGUCCGAGGUUUCCCUACUAUUAAAAUAUUUGGUGCUAAUAAAAAUAGCCCACAAGAUUAUAAUGGAGCAAGAAAUGCACAGGGUAUUGUUGAUUCUGCCAUGUCAACACUGAAAUCAAUGGUCAGUGGUAGAUUGAGUGGUAAAAGUUCUGGCGGAGGAGGUGGAAAGAAGAGUGGUGGAGGUGGUGGUAAGGCUGGAGACCCUGCUGAUGUCAUCACUUUAACAGACGCCAACUUUGAAGAGAAAGUACUGAAGAGUAAUGACCCAUGGAUUGUUGAAUUUUAUGCCCCUUGGUGUGGACAUUGUAAAAAUCUAGAGCCACAUUGGGCAUCAGCUGCUACGGAAUUGAAGGGAAGAGUGAAAUUUGGUGCCUUAGAUGCUACUCAACAUACAGUCAUGUCUAGUAGAUAUAAUGUACGUGGUUUCCCUACUAUUAAAUUUUUCCCUGCUGGCACGAAAGGUGAUGCUGAAGAAUAUGAUGGAGGUAGAACAUCAUCUGACAUUGUCAGCUGGCUGGACGAAAAAGUUGCUUCCAAUGUUCCACCACCAGAAGUGGUUCAGGCCAUAGAAGAGAAUUCAUUGGUGGACAAUUGUGAUGAGAAACAGCUAUGUGUAAUUUCUAUUUUACCACAUAUCUUAGAUUGUCAGUCUGAAUGUCGUAAUAAAUAUAUUAAAAUACUUAAAACACUAGGAGAAAGAUUCAAGAAAAAUAAAUGGGGUUGGCUUUGGGCUGAAGCUGGUGCACAGCCAAGUUUAGAAGAUGGUCUGGGUAUUGGAGGCUUUGGUUAUCCAGCAAUGGCAGCUUUAAAUAUUAGAAAAAAGAAAUAUUCUUUGUUAAAAGGACCAUAUAGUGAAACUGGUAUUGGUGAAUUUUUACGUGAUUUAUCUUUUGGUAAAGGUGAAUCUGCCCCUUUAAAAAAUGCUGCUCUGCCAAAUUUAGUUAAAACUGAGAAAUGGGAUGGCAAAGAUGGAGUGUUGGAAGUAGAAGAAGAAAUUGAUCUUAGUGAUGUAGAACUGGAUGAUCUUGAUUCAACUAAAGAAGAAUUAUAAGUCUAGAUAAUAGUUGUAUAUUUAUAUGGGUAUAAAUGAAAGUGUGAAUGCAGUGUAACUGAUAAAUCAUGGGUAUGAAAGAAGUAUAUCUGACUUGUACAAUGUCAUAUCUUCUUUCAUUGAAAUACAUAGAGCAAACUAUGUUAGGCCGCCUAAAGAUAAUUAUAGGAUUCUUAGAUAAUUUCUUUACGAAGAGGGCAGUGAAGGAUAGGAACCCGUUUUGUCUGGUAUAGGGGAAUAAUUUGGCACCAUGUUUUUUUUUUCUGAUAUUUUUGGAUUACCUCAAAUUGUAAUAUUUAAACCUUAAAAAACUCAACUUCUCUUUAGGUAUGACUCCUGUCAGUGUUUUUUCAAAAUUCUGAUAAAAUCAAUCUAGUGCUGGUGUUUGAGAAUCACAUAGUUUUUCUUUUAGAUGGCCUAAAUCAUUAUCAAAUUGUCUUGUAUCCCGUUUUGACAGGUUGUCAUCCUUAAGAAAAUGUGCACUUUUGUAUUUAAAAUGCAAUAAAAAAACACACAAUAUAUUACAAGACUGUUUACAUUAAGAUUUAAAACUCACACAAAAUAAAUAUUCAUAAAUCGUCUAAUCCCAACACACUUGAAUGAAAAAAAACCCCAACAUUUAUUCGUAUAGAAAGUGUAAUUAAUAGAUUUGAUUUUAUUAACAAGAUAAUUUUAGAAGUUAUUGGUAUGUUCAGCUUGUUUCACAUCAAAAUUGUUCAAUUUUUGUUUAUUUUAAUUGUUAUUUUAAGUUUGUUUAAUGUGUCUUAAAUUAGAUUAAUAGAUGGUUAUUUACCCUAAAGUUGUAUUUACAUGGAUUUGUAUUUUUCACAUCAUGUCAUCAAUACACAUGAGUUGAGAGAAUUAACUGGACAGGACCACAAGUAUGUCGAAUGUACAUAAAAUAUAAGUGCUUGCAAUUUGUAAUGUUGAUAGUGUAUGAUUUCCUCUUGCAAAUUUAAGUUCUUAAAUUUAUUUAGUGGUUAUUGAGAUUUAAAUAUUGAUCAUUUGGUCAAAAUGGCAUGAAAUCUCUAUAUACAAUGUCACAGAUAAUAAUCUUACCUUUUUUAAUUGGUUGAGAGGAUAAAUGACCUUCACCUUGUGUUGACCGAAGGUAUGUUAACUGGGUUUCAUCCUUGAUAUGAAGGACAAUGAUGGUAAUUUUAAACUUUUAGGGUAAAUUGACUAUUAGAUCAGUCCUGAAUCUGUGAAAAUCCCCCAACCCCUACUGCUGUAUUUGCUUACAAUUUAUAAGAUUUUGGUUAUACUUUCUUUUAUCUUGUGUAGUUUUAGUGCUGGAAUCUGUGCUCAGUUAUGGAAAUAUUUUUGUUAUAUUAUGUUGAUGUAUUAAUAAGGGAACAAAUAAAAUGUUUUUCAUUUUUUUCUCCAAACAAGGUAUUGUUUUCCCUACAUUUAUUCUGCAGGUCACCCUAAAGAUAUGUUUAAGAAAAGCUUAUUGUCUGCCUUGAACCACAGCAUAAUAAUAAUACAUUCAACUUGAUUUAAGAAAGUCAAUCCAAUGUCUUGAAUCGACAAUAAAAGGCUUUCAAAAUAUUUUACAGAAUUUUCUGUAUUACAUGUGCCAAUUGUUAUUUUCACAUAACUGAGUGUGCUCUACAAAGAAAUUUUUUAAAGGAGCUAAAUCACUAUUUUUUGGCAGCUAGAAUGGGCCGCAAUGCAUAAUAAUGUAAAAUGAAUGUAUAUAAACUGAUUAAUAUUCAA